Molecule: messenger RNA, 2169 nt
Organism: Megalops cyprinoides (Indo-Pacific tarpon)
Lineage: Eukaryota; Metazoa; Chordata; Actinopteri; Elopiformes; Megalopidae
Gene: cbsb
Product: cystathionine beta-synthase b
Exons: 15
Coding region: 109-1821 (570 amino acids)
Cellular component (GO): cytoplasm
Molecular function (GO): cystathionine beta-synthase activity; cysteine synthase activity
Source: RefSeq, a predicted model, not a curated record
UGGCAGAGCUUGUACGAAGCAUAUUCAUCCCAAAGCUACUCCACAACAGUACUUGGAACACGUUGCAUCGUAUUAGCCGCAGUUUCCUAUUAACAGCACAGGUGAGCCAUGCCUUCAGUUCCCUCCAGCACUGAGACCAGCAGCCUGGCCCUCCCUUGCCCCCAUGCUGCAAAGAUCCGCUCCAGUCUCCUAAAUGGGGAGGAGAACAGCAAAAUCCGGCCAACUCCCAUCCAGAUGAACGGGGAUGAGAGCAAUGUGGAGAGGAAGUGGAUCCGUCCAGACCUUCCCAGCAAGUGCACCUGGAGACUGGGGAUGUCCCUCACAGAUUCUCCGCACACCCACCCUGAAAGGACAAAACCCCCCAACAUCCUGCCCAACAUCCUCAGGAAGAUUGGGGACACCCCACUGGUCCGCAUGAACAAGAUCCCCAAGGCCUUUGGGCUGAAGUGUGAGCUGCUGGCCAAGUGUGAGUUCUUUAACGCGGGCGGUAGCGUGAAGGACCGGAUCAGUCUGCGCAUGGUGGAGGAUGCGGAGAGAUCCGGAAUCCUCAAGCCUGGUGACACCAUCAUCGAACCCACAUCCGGCAACACGGGCAUUGGUCUGGCCCUGGCUGCCGCUGUAAAGGGCUACCGCUGCAUCAUCGUCAUGCCAGAGAAGAUGAGCAUGGAGAAGGUGGAUGUCCUGCGCGCUCUGGGUGCAGAGAUUGUCAGGACCCCCACCAGCGCCCGCUUCGACUCCCCUGAGUCCCACGUGGGCGUGGCCUGGAGGCUGAAGAACGAGAUCCCCAACUCACACAUCCUGGACCAGUACCGCAAUCCCAGCAACCCCCUGGCCCACUACGACACCACGGCCGAGGAGAUCCUGGAGCAGUGUGAUGGUAAAGUGGACAUGCUAGUGGCUGGUGCUGGCACUGGGGGCACGAUCACUGGUAUCGCCCGCAAACUCAAGGAGAGAUGCCCCAACAUCAAGAUUAUUGGAGUUGACCCCGAGGGAUCAAUUCUGGCAGAACCGGAGGAGCUGAACAAGACCGAUAAGACCCAGUAUGAGGUGGAGGGCAUUGGUUACGACUUCAUCCCAACUGUGCUGGAUAGAUCUGUGGUGGACAGCUGGUACAAGUCCAACGACGAGGAGUCCUUUGCCAUGUCGCGCAUGCUGAUCAGGGAGGAGGGACUCCUCUGUGGUGGCAGCUCAGGCACAGCCAUGGCGGCAGCAGUGAAGGUGGCCAAGGAGCUGACAGAGGGCCAGCGCUGUGUGGUUAUCCUGCCUGACUCCAUCCGCAACUACAUGUCCAAGUUCCUGAGUGACAAGUGGAUGUUCCAGAAAGGCUUUCUGAGGGAAGAGGACCUCAUGGUGUCAAAGCCCUGGUGGUGGAACCGGACCCUCCAGGGCCUGAAACUGUCGGCUCCACUGACCGUGCUGCCCACGGUCACCAUCAAGAGGACUAUCACCAUCCUGAAGGACAAGGCCUUUGACCAGGCGCCGGUCGUUGAUGAGUCAGGGCUGAUUCUGGGCAUGGUCACCCUGGGGAACAUGCUUUCCUGUGUGUUGGCAGGGAAGGUGAAACCCUCUGACCCUGUUAGCAAGGUCCUCUACAAGCAGUUCAAACAGGUUCACCUCACAGACAAUCUGGGAAAACUGUCCCGCAUCCUGGAGACAGACCACUUCGCCCUGGUCGUACAUGAGCAGAUUCAGUACCUGACCGAUGGCUCCCCAUGCCUAAAGCAGAUGGUUUUUGGAGUGGUGACAGCCAUCGACCUGCUCAACUAUGUCACCGCGAGGGAGAGAGAGCGGUCCCUGUCCGAGUGCACUGAUGAUUCAUAACCAUUUUGGGUGUGGCUGGGCAUGUGACUGCUGUCACAGAGAGUCGGACUUCACGCCAAUUCAGAUACACCAUUAGGAACAGCAGCACAGAGAGUGACGAUCACAUCACAAGGGCCAUAGGAAUCUGGAAUGAGGAACUGGGACUGGGUGAGAGGUUUGUCUUCUAGACAUUAACUUUCCCCUGGUUUGAUUUGCCUUCUUGUAUUUGAUCAUUUACUGCUUUGACUAUGACUACCUGUGUGGAAACUGCUCAAAUUGGCUUGAAAGAAAUUUUCAAUUCAUACACUUUUUCAUUGUCAAGUCUUGGAAGAUGAAAUUAAUGACCAAGAGUAAUAACCUAUAUUUACU